Molecule: messenger RNA, 2253 nt
Organism: Nymphaea colorata (pocket water lily)
Lineage: Eukaryota; Viridiplantae; Streptophyta; Magnoliopsida; Nymphaeales; Nymphaeaceae
Exons: 3
Coding region: 73-633 (186 amino acids)
Source: RefSeq, a predicted model, not a curated record
UGGAGAAUGUUGAGCCUUUAUUAGAUCACUUCACUUCUCCUGGCUUCGACACAGAAGCAACUAGAGAGAGAGAUGGGUGAAGGGAAAGCCUCGAGCCUCCUGGUGAUCCUUGUUGUCAUACUCAGCCUCGUUGCUUUCGGCUUCGCCAUAGCAGCGGAGAAGAGGCGGAGUCUCGGUCACAUUGAGAGUGACGAAAAUAAUACUACAUAUUGUGUUUACAACUCAGACGUUGCAACUGGUUAUGGGGUAGGCUCUUUUUUGUUUCUUCUCUCAAGUCAAUCAGUGCUUAUGGGCGUGACAAGGUGCAUGUGUUUCGGCAGACCAUUAGCACCUGGAGGAAAUCGUGCUUUUACAAUCAUAUAUUUUGUAUCUUCUUGGUUUGCUUUCAUAAUUGGUGAGGCUUGCCUAAUUGCUGGUGCAACAAAGAAUGCCUACCAUACUAAAUACAGAAACAUGGUUUAUGCUGAUGAUUGGUCUUGUGAAUCUUUGCGCAAGGGAAUCUUUGCUGCAGGUGCUGCAUUUGUAGUAUUCACCAUGAUUCUCAAUGUCUUCUAUUACAUGAGCUUCAGCAAAGCUGUUCAUCAAACCACUCAUGCAAAACCUUCUAUAGGAAUGACUGCUAGUCGUGCCUGAGGAACACAUUCUGUUUGCAAGGACUUAUAGUUACGUCUCCGUUUUUUAAUAGUGUGUGUUAAUUGCCAAUUGGGGGUUGGGGGGUCCUGGGGGGUUGGGUAAAUAUGGUGGAUGUUUAGAGCUACUAUGUCAUGUCAAACUAUACCUCGACGAAAGGGUGAGUACUGGGAAAAAGGUAAUGUAAAUUUCUUGAAGACUUUCAAGUAGAGAAGGAUGUAUGUUGUUAUUUGAUAUGUGACAUCAGAGGAACUUUUUGUUCCAUAAUCUUGUGAACAGAUGCCAACUGCACAAGCAACUAUUUCGGUGAGACAUCAUAUAUACUGAUUUCCCCUUUCUGGAUCCAUUUGUGUGGCUUUCAAAAUUUCUCUUGCUUGUUUGUGAGUCAUCCUUAUGGAAGUUAUGAUAUUUUCAGCAGCUGAUGAUGUGUGACAUAGUUACAGAUGAUCAUUCCAUUUGUGUGGCUUUCAAAAUUUCUCUUGCUUGUUUGUGGUUCAUCCUUAUGGAACUUAUGAUAUUAUCAGCAGCUGAUGAUAUGUGACAUAGUUACAGAUGAUCAGUCGAAUGUUUCCAAUCCUAAAUCAUGUGUAAGGUAAGGCCCAAGUCAAAUUGUAUAAUACUGUGGUAGGCUGGUAACAGACAAUGUAAGCUGGACAAGCCGCCUCAGAGUAAUGAUUGAGGGAUGAAGAAAACAACGAAUCCGUUGGAGUUGCUCAGAGUAGAAUUAAUAGAACACUGCGUACAUUUCAAAUAGACCAAGAUAGUUAAAGAGGCGUGUAUGCUUGCUUUGGCUCAUUUAGCGGAAAAGGAUAGGCUGUUAUGCAACCUGCUCCCCAAACCAAUGUUGUAAAAUCGGAUCCUGAACGGAAUUAAGCUCUGUCAAUUCAGUGAUUCAGCCAAUUCAGGCCGAUUCUGACAGCAUUUCACCAGACUGUGAAUCUACCAAGGCGUCGAAAUUACCCGCCAGGUAGGUCUUUUCUACUUUUCAGACUGUUAGUUGAAGAUCAGAUUUUGUCCUACGUUCCCUGUAUUUUUUGAGUUUUGUUUUGAAUGGCGAUCUGGGGGCCUAAAUCCCCCAGCAGUUUUGGACUGGUAAGGUAAAUUAUCUUUAUGUUCUUGCAUGUUGAAGUUUUCUAAUUUAGUAGUAUUGAAGUCCCAUGAAGCAUGAAUAAGCCACCGGCAUGUUGAUCUGGAUUAUGAACAUUGCAGGUUCUGACGGGCAAAGUUGGCUUUUAGUUUAGAGAUUGGUAUGCAAGGCUUUGUCGUCGCAUCGAUCAUAUGGCUGGCCAACUUAGAGAUCAUUUCGGGCUUUCAUAAUUUCUCUGGACAAGAGUUACAUCAGUCUGCUAGCAGGUUGGACUUAAAAAACUCUAGUUUGAGGAAGGCCAGUCGUUCGAUAGUUGUAAAGGAUGUCGAGCUGAAAGCCCUGAAUCGAGUAUCUACUGCCAUUCUGUACUUUGAGCUUUGUCAGUCUUCUUUCUUUUGAUCAGCUUUUGGACCCACCAAAAUGCAACAAGUGAGGUUUUUGGCGAUCCAAAAUUCAGUCGCUGAAAACGCAUCGGCGUUUUAUAUGUUUAAUUCUUUUAAUUAUUAAAAAAAGAAGUAUGAAUUACAGGUUUCUUA